AUGGCCUCUUGGAGAGAUAUGGAAGACAACAGCGAGGAGGAGCAGACCUACACCGACAUGGACGUGGAUGUUGAUUUGUUAUUGUUAACUGAAUGUGCUAUUGUUGACACUAGAUUAUGCAGUGAUUUAGUGGGUAGAACAUUCAUUCGCAGUAGCACAUUCAGUGAUUUGCUAUUGGGAGGUAUUGACUGUGAAGUGAUUCAGUGGGUUGAUGGUCCUUGGCUUGUCAUACUUCAGAGGUGCCCGACAAAACUGUGGGAGAUGUUUCAUGACCAGAACUGUGGCAGGGUGAUGGAUAGACAGGCUUAUGGCAAAACAAUAGACAAACUGGAGAAGCAAAAUAAAUUCCUGGCCAAUCAAUUCAGUGACAUGGUUGAGGAAGUUGGCCAGCUUUUUGAUUGGCAGGAUGGAAAGGUGCAGCAUAUGGAACAUGAGAAUGCAACAAAGCAUGCUGAAGAUGUCAAGACAAAGCUUGCAGAGUUAGAGGAGCAGUGCAAGAUGGAGCUGAAGAUGGAGAAGUUGAGGUUGGCCAAGGAGCAGAGGUGCAUCCUGAGUUCUCAGGUAGAUAUCAUCAGGAACACUAGGAAGGCCAUGAAGGAGGUCAAGGAGGACAGGGAUCUUCUUCGAGAGGAGAAGAAGAACCUUGAGAGUGUGAUUGCUGAAUUUCUUAAAGGUGGGCAUGGUAGCAAGGAGAAGCUUCAGAAGAUCAAGUCCAUCCUGGAGGAGUGA
This is a messenger RNA of Aegilops tauschii subsp. strangulata, 729 nucleotides long. The record is from RefSeq and is a predicted model, not a curated record. NCBI's taxonomy places the organism in Eukaryota, Viridiplantae, Streptophyta, Magnoliopsida, Poales, Poaceae.